Molecule: messenger RNA, 756 nt
Organism: Metarhizium robertsii ARSEF 23
Lineage: Eukaryota; Fungi; Ascomycota; Sordariomycetes; Hypocreales; Clavicipitaceae
Exons: 1
Coding region: 1-756 (251 amino acids)
Source: RefSeq, a predicted model, not a curated record
AUGGACUCCAAUGCCCAGCAAGACUCGCCGCUCUCAACUACAUCCAACAUUGUCGGCAUUUUGACCUUUGUCGUUGCCAUUUCAGCAGCAAUAUACGCGCGUCUCAACUAUCUCCGCAACAGCGAUGAAGAAUACUUCCGAGUCAAGACCUCGCUGUCGUGGUACAAAACUGAGUCUACGUGGCUCAGCGACCUUUUGAGAACAUUGGGGGUCCAGUACGCACAUGACGGUGGUGCUCAUAGCCGCCAAAGGGAAUAUCAGAUGUACACCUUUGUCAUGGAGGAUCUGAUUAACCUAGAGCAACGGCUAUUGGACCUUGUGACAGAAGUCGAGUCCAAGGCCAGCACACCGCGAGGACCAGGCAAUCGAGAUGAUCGGUGGACACUAGUGCCGAGCUGGCAGCGAAGCACCCCCUCUGUCGGCAUGGCCUGGAUGUCGGUGCGGACCAAGGCGCUGGAGCUCCUGCGGCAGCGGGAGGCAUUGACUGCAAGAGUGCAGUUUCUUCAGAUGAGCAUGAUUUCGUCUCGUCUGAGUGACCUGGAGGCGAGGACGAAGUGGGGAGAAUUCAAGGCAGAUGAGAAUUCAAGAAAGAUGGAUGGAGUAGUCGAAAGUCGGAAGGGCGAGUACAACCGUCUGGAAACCCUAGUGCAACAACUUCUCGUCCAUGGUCGGGAUGCUGUCCGGUUGGAUAGCCCUGAAUCUGACCACGAAUCCGUACGCAGGAAACCGCCGUGUAUCUGUAGUAGCACUAGAUGA